AUGUCCUCUUUUACAGUAGAAAAUGAGGGUUUUGAAGAGGAUGAUGAAAACCUUCCUCCAAAACGAAGGGAUAAAAACUGGAGAGUGCCAGAUUUAAAGCCUUGGUUGGCAGAAACAAACUCAGAUGAGGAGACAAAAAAUGAAAAUGAAACAGAAGAGAAUGAAGAAGGUAGUCCAUCUGGCAGGAGAGGAAGGAGAGGCAAAAAAGGACUUGGAGCAGCCAAGAAAAAAGCGAAUACAAAGAAGGAUAAGAAGAAAAUCGAUGCUGAUGGGUCUGACUCAGAGGAAGAAAAAACAGAGGAAGAACUAGACAAACUAAAGGAAGCAGUUGAAGAGAAAAAGAAAUUAAUUGCUACAAUAAGGAACAAACCUUGGAAGAUGAAGCAGAAGCUGGAAGUUCUUAAGGAUGCUCAAGAGUUUGUGGAAGAAUUUGAAGGAGCACUUGGAAAAGGAAAAGGGAAAAAGUUUUAUGCAUACAAAGUUAUGAUGCUUAAAAAAUGGAUGAAGUUCCAGAGAGAUUUUGAAAAUUUCAAAACUGCUUGUAUACCAUGGGAAAUGAAAAUUAAGGAAAUUGAAAGUCACUUUGGCUCUUCCGUUGCCUCCUAUUUUAUAUUUCUGAGAUGGAUGUAUGGAAUUAAUAUGAUACUGUUUGGAUUAACCUUUGGUCUUGUCAUGGUACCUGAGGCUUUAAUGGGAAAACCAUACGGCUCAAUGCCCAGAAAAACUGUUCCCAGAGGUGAACAACACAGUGCUAUGAAUUUUGCCACACUUUGGGACUUCAGUGGUUUUGCACAAUAUUCUGUCCUCUUUUAUGGCUACUACAACAGUCAACGUACAAUUGGAUGGCUCCAGUUUAGGCUGCCCCUUUCAUAUUUGUUGGUUGGAAUUGGUACUAUUGCGUAUAGUUUUAUGGUAGUCAUUAGAACUAUGGCAAAAAAUGCCCAUGAUGAUGGAGGCGGAGACGAUAAUAGCUUCAAUUUUAGCUGGAAAAUGUUUACAAGUUGGGAUUAUCUAAUUGGCAACCCAGAAACAGCUGAUAAUAAAUUUGCCUCUAUUACAACAAGUUUUAAGGAAUCUAUUUUGGAAGAGCAAGAAAACAGGAAAGAGGAAAAUAUUCACUUAGUUCGAUUUCUUAGAGUACUUGCAAAUUUCUUUGUAUUGUGCACUCUGGCAGGCAGUGGAUACCUAAUUUACUUUGUUGUAAGAAGGUCCCAGCAAUUCGCCUUGGACGGUCUUGAUAAAUAUGGAUGGUGGGAACGCAAUGAAGUGAAUACAGUUAUGUCUCUGUUAGGAAUGUUUUGCCCAACGUUAUUUGAUGUUAUCAGUGGGUUGGAAAAUUAUCACCCAAGAAUAGCUCUGAGGUGGCAGCUUGGAAGAAUCUUUGCUCUGUUUCUUGGAAAUUUGUACACAUUUCUAAUAGCACUCAUGGACGAGAUUAAUCUUAAGCGAGAAGAAGAGAAAAUUGUGCAGCAUAACAUGACACAAUGGUAUGCAAAUAUUUAUAAUGCUUCAUACUCAGAAAAUUCAACUGUCCCUUUUCAAGUUGAUCCAUCUGAUGUCCCUAGAGGGCCAUGCUGGGAGACAAUGGUGGGGCAGGAAUUUGUUCGCUUGACUGUUUCUGAUAUUAUGACCACAUAUAUUACAAUUCUGACUGGUGACUUCCUACAGGCUGUAUUUGUUCGCUUCUUUAAUUAUUGCUGGUGCUGGGAUUUGGAAUAUGGAUGGCCAUCCUAUUGCGAGUUUGAUAUUAGUGGUAAUGUUCUAGGAUUAAUUUUUAACCAAGGAAUGAUCUGGAUGGGAUCAUUUUAUGCACCGUGCCUCCCGGCUAUAAAUGUGUUUCGGCUACACACUUCAAUGUACUUGCAGUGCUGGGCAGUAAUGUGUUGCAACGUUCCCCAUGCAAGGGUAUUUAAAGCCUCCAGAUCCAAUAAUUUCUAUAUGGCAAUGCUGCUCUUUAUACUGUUCCUGGCCAUGUUACCAGUCAUCUACACAAUUGUCUCCAUCCCUCCGUCCUUUGAUUGCGGCCCAUUCAGUGGAAAACAACGAAUGUACGAAGUUAUACAGGAGACUCUGGAUAAUGACUUCCCAGCAUGGUUUGCAAAAGUAUUUGGCUAUGCCUCGAACCCUGGGCUGAUUCUUCCAUUCAUCUUGCUUAUGGUGUAUGUAUAA
Messenger RNA from Bombina bombina (fire-bellied toad), 2169 nucleotides. Its product is annotated as transmembrane channel-like protein 1. Gene Ontology annotation, molecular function: mechanosensitive monoatomic ion channel activity. Gene Ontology annotation, cellular component: plasma membrane. The transcript has 15 exons. Lineage: Eukaryota; Metazoa; Chordata; Amphibia; Anura; Bombinatoridae. Gene Ontology annotation, biological process: vestibular reflex; detection of mechanical stimulus involved in sensory perception of sound. The record is from RefSeq and is a predicted model, not a curated record. Bases 1 to 2169 code for a protein of 722 amino acids.